AUGCGAGAAAUUUUAUAUAAAAUUAUUGUCGGACUAUUUUUGCUCCAUGCGGUAUCAGGAAACCAAAAUGAAGGGAGAUCCACUAACACAUCUGGGGAAAAAUUAUCUACGACUCGCAUGGCUAGUUUUUAUGGGCCGACUUAUAAGCUAGUGCCGGAAAAUUUAACGAGAGAACGAAAAAAAAAUGUUGAUAGGCAACGUGGAUUCCAAAAACACAUCAAAUCAUGGCUCAAUCCUCUGCAUGGAGAUAUAGCAAAUUUAGAUACGCCAGUUUACUCAGUUAGAAGUGCUCGUAGUAGAUAUCGGCCUCAUAUUGAAGAACAUCCUAACGUAAUACGUCACAUAAUGUCAAAUUUGUAUGAUGAUAUAGCGCAUGCUUCUGCGUUGGAAGUUAAUAAAGCUAAUGACCGCACGAAACCGACCACCGGUUAUCAAAGACCCACGCCUCAUAUUACCGGACACCGAAUGAGAUAUGUCCCCAAACGAAUUAAUAGGUACUCAAGAUCUACUUCUAAUAGUUUUAAUACUAAUAGUACUUUCUAUAGAGAAAACUAUAAUUUAGUCAGAACUGACAGAAACAAUAGCAGUCAUAUACCGCUGACAGAAAAAAAAAGAUCAGAACCUCCAAAAAUAAUAUACCCAGAAAUAUUAGUGAUAGUCGAUUACUCAUAUUACAAAUUAUUUAAUCGCAGUGUUUGGGCAUUGGUUCCAUAUCUUUUAGCAUUUUUCAACGGCGUCGAUAUGAGAUUCCGAGGCUUAAACAAACCCAAAGUCAGAUUAAAUAUUGCUGGUAUUCUUAUUGCUGAGGAUCCAAAAGCCCUUUCAUAUAUGAGAUCAAAUGUUCGAGGACAUCGAAACUUGUAUGUUGCAGGAGCAAUUGAGAACAAAAAAUCAUGGUUAUAUUUACAAAAAUAUCAAAUUCCUUUGGAUAGCUAUGACAUAGCUAUUACACUGACUUCACACGAAUUACAACUAGAAGAUCUCGAUGAAGACGUUCAUCAAGUUAAAUUGAAAGGUAUUGCUACAAAACAAGGAGCUUGUAUGAUAGAUAACUAUUUUGGAUUAGUACUUGAAACGGCAAUUGUUAAUGACUUGGGUGCUUAUGACGGAAUUAUGGCAGCUGCUCACGAAAUAGGACAUUUGCUGGGAGCGGAUCAUGAUAAUGACAAUAAAUCUUGCGCCCCUUAUCUUGGCUAUGUUAUGAGCCCAUACUUGGCUUAUAAGACAACGUCGUGGAAUUGGUCAUCAUGUUCACGAUUGAAUUUCCGAGAUUUCUUGGGAUCGGGAAAAAGUACAUGUUUGCACAAUAAACCAAAAGGAGGUAUAGAAAUACCAAGACUAUUACCGGGAAAAUUAAUGGACGCAAACGAACAGUGUAAAAUGUUAGGGAGCUUAUCAGCUGCCGAGCUUGAUGACUUAAUGUGUACAGAUUUAGUUUGUAAUGAAAAUGAAAACGCGACGGUUGAACGAUAUUAUCGUUUUGGUGCUGCUGAUGGAACUAAGUGUGGCAUUGGUAAAAUUUGUCUUCAUGGAUCAUGUAUUUAUGAAAAUGAAGUAUCUUAUUGA
This is a messenger RNA of Microplitis mediator, 1566 nucleotides long. Its product is annotated as A disintegrin and metalloproteinase with thrombospondin motifs like. Lineage: Eukaryota; Metazoa; Arthropoda; Insecta; Hymenoptera; Braconidae. Gene Ontology annotation, molecular function: metalloendopeptidase activity. The record is from RefSeq and is a predicted model, not a curated record. Gene Ontology annotation, biological process: proteolysis. The coding region runs from base 1 to 1566 and encodes 521 amino acids. The transcript is spliced from 11 exons.